UGCCGGCCAUGGCGGCGGCGCGGAUGGCCGACGCCGGCUGGAGGCUGUUGGAGCGACGGGCCCGCAACAAGCGCUCAGUUUAGCCUGAGACGUAUGUGGUUAGAGACAAGAUUUUGCAAUGGCCAGUUCGGACAAUGAGGCAGCCACUUCUUCCCGUGCUUUCUUAAGGUCUGGCAAAUUUUCUGGCUCAGUUUAUGAACCUCUCAAGAGUAUUGAUCUCCGGAGGCCAGAGGAUGAAACUCUGUGGGAUAAACUGGAUCAUUACUACCGAAUUGUGAAGGCGACAGUUCUACAGUACCAAAGUCCAACCACUGGUCUCUUUCCCACCAAAACCUGUGGUGAUGAUGGGAAAGCCAAGGUGCAAGAUAGCCUUUACUGUGCUGCAAGUGCCUGGGCAUUAGCACUUGCUUAUAGGCGUAUUGAUGAUGACAAGGGAAGAACCCAUGAGCUGGAGCAUUCUGCUAUAAAAUGUAUGAGAGGAAUUCUCUACUGCUAUAUGCGCCAGGCUGAUAAGGUUCAGCAGUUCAAGCAAGAUCCCCGCCCAACAACAUGCCUCCAUUCUAUAUUCAACGUGCAUACUGGAGAUGAAGUCUUCUCCUAUGACGAAUAUGGCCACCUUCAGAUAAAUGCUGUGUCACUAUACCUCCUUUAUCUCGUGGAGAUGAUCUCCUCAGGACUCCAGAUUAUCUACAACACAGAUGAGGUGUCCUUCAUUCAGAACCUUGUAUUUUGUGUGGAAAGAGUCUACCGGGUACCUGACUUUGGUGUCUGGGAAAGAGGAAGCAAAUACAACAAUGGCAGCACAGAGCUACAUUCCAGCUCUGUCGGCUUAGCAAAAGCAGUUUUAGAAGCAAUUAACGGAUUCAACCUCUUUGGCAACCAGGGAUGUUCUUGGUCUGUUAUAUUUGUGGAUCUCGAUGCUCAUAAUCGAAAUAGACAAACUCUUUGUUCACUGUUACCCAGAGAAUCCAGGUCUCACAACACAGAUGCAGCUCUCCUUCCCUGCAUUAGUUACCCUGCCUUUGCUCUGGAUGAUGAUGCUCUGUUCAGUCAAACACUUGAUAAAGUUGUGAGGAAGCUGAAAGGAAAGUAUGGUUUCAAACGUUUCUUAAGAGAUGGGUACAGAACAUCUUUGGAAGAUCAAAAUAGACGGUAUUAUAAACCAGCAGAAAUCAAGCUCUUUGAUGGCAUUGAAUGUGAAUUCCCAAUUUUUUUCCUCUAUAUGAUGAUUGAUGGCGUUUUCAGAGGAAAUCCUAAGCAAGUGAAGGACUAUCAGGAUCUUCUGACUCCGGUACUUCAUCAGACAGCAGAAGGGUAUCCGGUUAUUCCCAAGUAUUACUAUGUGCCCGCUGACUUUGUGGAAUCAGAGAAGAGAAACCCUGGUAGUCAGAAGCGAUUUCCUAGCAACUGUGGACGUGAUGGAAAGCUUUUUCUUUGGGGACAAGCCCUUUACGUCAUUGCAAAACUACUGGUUGAUGAAUUAAUAAUCCCAAAAGACAUAGAUCCAAUACAGCGUUACGUCCCUGUCCAGGAUCAACGAAAUGUUAGUAUGCGGUUCUCUAACCAGGGGCCCCUGGAAAAUGAUUUGGUGGUUCAUGUAGCCCUGAUAGCAGAAAGCCAGCGCCUACAGGUUUUUCUGAAUACGUAUGGUAUCCAGACUCAAACUCCACAACAGGUGGAACCUAUUCAAAUAUGGCCUCAACAAGAACUUGUGAAAGCCUACUUCCAGCUGGGCAUCAAUGAAAAACUAGGACUGUCUGGAAGACCAGACAGGCCUAUUGGGUGUCUGGGCACAUCAAAGAUCUAUCGAAUCCUAGGAAAAACUGUGGUUUGUUACCCUAUCAUCUUUGACCUAAGUGACUUUUACAUGUCCCAAGAUGUCUUGCUCCUAAUUGAUGACAUUAAGAAUGCCUUGCAAUUUAUUAAACAAUACUGGAGAAUGCAUGGUCGGCCAUUAUUCCUCGUGCUCAUUCGUGAGGAUAAUAUCAGGGGAAGCCGGUUCAAUCCCAUAUUGGAUAUGUUGGCAGCUUUUAAGAAGGGAGUGGUUGGAGGGGUCAAAGUUCAUGUUGAUCGACUCCAGACACUAAUAUCAGGAGCUGUUGUCGAACAACUUGACUUCCUGAGAAUCAAUGAUUCGGAAGAGCUUCCAGAGUUUAAGAGCUUUGAGGAAUUAGAAUUGCCGAAACAUUCAAAGGUCAAGAGGCAAGCCAGUACUCCAAACGCUCCUGAACUGGAACAGCAACCCGAUAUAAACAUAAUUGAGUGGAAAAACAGAGCAACACACGAGAUUCUUCAAAAACUAAGUGACUGCAACUGCCUGGCAAGUCAAGCCAUACUGUUGGGCAUUCUACUCAAAAGGGAAGGCCCCACUUUCAUCACAAAGGAAGGAACUGUUUCUGAUCAUAUUGAAAGAGUCUAUAGAAGAGCUGGCAGUAAAAAACUUUGGUCAGUGGUGCGCUCUGCUGCAAGCCUUUUAAGUAAAGUAGUGGACAGCCUUGCACCAUCUAUUACUAAUGUUUUGGUUCAGGGCAAACAGGUAACUCUUGGGGCCUUUGGGCAUGAGGAAGAGGUGAUCUCCAAUCCCUUGUCUCCUCGAGUGAUUAAGAACAUCAUCUAUCACAAGUGUAGUACCCACGAUGAGAGGGAAGCCGUCAUUCAGCAAGAACUUGUCAUUCACAUUGGCUGGAUCAUCUCCAACAACCCCGAGCUAUUUAGUGGCAUGCUGAAAAUACGAAUUGGGUGGAUUAUCCAUGCCAUGAAGUAUGAGCUCAAAAUUCGUAGUGGAGACAUGCCGGCCUUGGACUUAUACCAGCUUUCCCCUAGUGAAGUUAAGCAGCUUCUGUUGGACAUUCUUCAGCCUCAGCAAAAUGGGAGGUGUUGGCUGAACAGGCGUCAGAUUGAUGGUUCCCUAAAUCGAACGCCUGCUGGUUUCUAUGACAGGGUGUGGCAGAUCCUGGAGCGAACACCCAAUGGGAUCAUUGUAGCAGAAAAGCACUUGCCACAGCAACCAACACUGUCAGAUAUGACUAUGUACGAAAUGAAUUUCUCCCUCUUGGUGGAAGACAUGUUGGGAAAUAUUGACCAGCCUAAAUACAGACAGAUCAUUGUGGAGUUAUUAAUGGUUGUGUCCAUCGUGCUGGAAAGAAAUCCGGAGCUAGAAUUUCAAGAUAAAGUGGAUUUGGACAAAUUGGUGAAAGAAGCAUUUCGUGUCUUUCAAAAAGACCAGAGUGGGUUAAAAGAAGUCGAUAAGCAAGAUGAUAUGACAUCUUUCUACAACACCCCCCCACUGGGAAAGAGAGGAACUUGCAGUUACCUGACAAAGGUUGUGAUGAAUUUGUUGCUGGAAGGAGAAGUGAAACCAAACAGCGACGAUCCUUGCAUGGUUAGCUAGAAGGAGAGGGAAAAGGUAGUUUAGUUGCCCUGCAUUUUCCAGCUUUGAUGAAUUAUUGUUUGGAAAACUCACACUGAGCAAUUAGCACCUGACUGCCAAUGAGAUCUUGGUCUCCGCUUAUUAGUGCUGCAGUUGAUUGUUAGCAAUAAGAAAAGUUAUUGAUCAAGCAAAACAUUCUUGAAGCUGCCAUUACUGAGGAGAGUCAGAAGGGAUGUCAAUGGCAGAAAUCGCAUCGAAUAAAAAUUAAACCCUGCACGAUGCAUGACAGAGACUGCUCAUGAAAAAGAGGUGUUUGGUCUUUGAACUAAUUCCCUGGUUGGCGUUUAUACUUAGUCCUGUGCUACAAAGGAUUUCUUCACCAAUAAAGUUUUUUGUGUAGAUCAAAAGAUGUUGCAAGAA
Molecule: messenger RNA, 3790 nt
Organism: Tachyglossus aculeatus (Australian echidna)
Lineage: Eukaryota; Metazoa; Chordata; Mammalia; Monotremata; Tachyglossidae
Gene: PHKB
Product: phosphorylase kinase regulatory subunit beta
Exons: 33
Coding region: 119-3391 (1090 amino acids)
Biological process (GO): glycogen metabolic process
Cellular component (GO): phosphorylase kinase complex
Molecular function (GO): calmodulin binding
Source: RefSeq, a predicted model, not a curated record